Messenger RNA from Striga hermonthica, 744 nucleotides. NCBI's taxonomy places the organism in Eukaryota, Viridiplantae, Streptophyta, Magnoliopsida, Lamiales, Orobanchaceae. The record is from the annotation of a GenBank genome assembly.
AUGGAAAAUUGCUAUUGGCCAGGAGAGUAUGGGCCGUGGGGCUACAACCACCAGGGUGAAGCCACCGCCGCCGCCGCGGCGCUGCAGUACCACCUGUACGGCCCGUCCGGCGGACUUCCGUGGGGCUCUCCGUACGGAGGGGCGGCGCCGGGGGACAAGGCGGCGAGCGCCUCCAGAAGCCACAGUGAGGCGGAGAAGCGGCGGCGGGAUAGAAUUAACGCUCAGCUUUCCACGCUUAGGAAACUCAUCCCCAAGUCCGAUAAGUUGGACAAGGCAGCCCUACUUGGACACGUGGUGGAUCAGGUGAGGGAACAUAGUAAAAUCGCGAAGGAGGUUAGCAAAUCCUUCGCAGUCCCAACGGAGACCGAUGAGGUCACGGUUGACCACUCAAACGACGAUUCAUCGCAGGAUAAUCGAAACAUUUAUUUUCGGGCCUCGAUUUGUUGUGAUGAUAGGCCCGAAUUGUUUGCCGAGCUCAACGGCGCCAUCAAGGGAUUGGGCCUUACCAUACACCACGCCGAAAUCACGAGCAUAGGUGGAAGGAUGAAGAGCAGUCUCAUAUUGUGUGCGGAUAAUAAUAGUAACGAUGAUAAUGAUAAUAAUAGUAAUGAGAAAAAAUCUAGUCGCGAGUCGAUUAAGCAGUCGUUAAAAUUGGCGUUGAGUCGUGUUGUUAUAUCGGUUGGGUCGUCGGGUUACACGGCCCGGAGCAAAAGGCAGAGGUUUUUUUAUCCGAAUUAUCGUUGA